GCUCCUUUUCUUAACGAACAGAGUUUUGUGAGAACACACACACAUACACACACACAAGAGAAGAAUCCCAAAUCCCAAAUCCCAAUGGCAACAUCGCGUCCUCCUCCGUCUAAAUCCGUGGAUCUGGACCUCACCAUCGUCUCCGCCAAGCAUCUCAAGAACGUUAACUGGAAAAACGGCGAUCUCAAACCCUACGUCGUUUUCUGGGUCGACCCGGACCGUCGCCUCGCCACCAAAUCCGACGACUCCGGCUCCACCUCCCCCGUCUGGAACGAACGCUUCGCCGUACCCCUCACUCUCCCACUCCACGACUCCUUCCUCACCCUCGAGAUCUUCCAUUCCAAACCCUCCGAUACCCCAAAACCCCUUGUCGCCACCCUCCGCCUCCCCCUCAAAGAUCUCCACGACCUCAACGAUUCGACCCGGAUCCGAAAAUUCUCCCUCACCCGACCCUCCGGUCGCCCUCAGGGCAAGAUCCACCUUAAGCUCGGCCUCCUCGGUCGUCCUCCAACCCUCGAUUACGUCACCCUUAACCCCAACCCCAACCCUAACCCUAACCCCAAUCCCAAUUCUAACCCUAACCCUACCUUCCUCUGCUACAGAGGAUACUCUGCUUCACCUUCUCCACCACCUUCACCCUACCCUUCAUACACCUCCUACCCUGAUUCCUACUCCGGUUACUAUCCUGGUUACUAUUCCGGUGCUCCUCCCCCGCCUCCGCCGUCACGUCCCUUCUUUGACCGUCCCUUAGGUUAUGCUGGGCCUAGUGGGCCUUCCGCCCCGCUUGAUUAUUCGUCCUCUUACGAUCCCAAGCCCAAGGGUAAUAAAAUGGGCCUGGGCGCUGGGCUUGCUGUUGGUGCUGUCGCUGGUACUCUUGGCGGGCUUGCUCUGGAUGAGGGGCUGAAAUAUGAAGAGGACAAAAUCUCUGAGAGGGUUGAGAAUGAGAACGACGUCGCUUCUGCACGGGAUGAUUACAGCCAUUACAGAGUAGACUAUUGAGUUUUAUUAGCUUCUGGGUGUUGGCAAGGUUUGCACUUUGAAGGCUAAUUAUAAAUAUAUAAUGUAUGUGUAUGUGUAUAUAUAUAUAUAUAUUUCAACUUCUUGUUGGAUUGAAUGCUUCUAUGUUGCUUUAUUAAAAGUUUAUCUUGUGAUGAUUUCAUACUCUGUUCAUGCGGCUCUUUAUAUUAAUU
Messenger RNA from Gastrolobium bilobum, 1190 nucleotides. RefSeq names its product actin cytoskeleton-regulatory complex protein PAN1. Gene Ontology annotation, biological process: defense response. Lineage: Eukaryota; Viridiplantae; Streptophyta; Magnoliopsida; Fabales; Fabaceae. The coding region runs from base 85 to 999 and encodes 304 amino acids. The transcript has a single exon. The record is from RefSeq and is a predicted model, not a curated record.